AUGUUGACCGAAUACUCGAACGCGUAUUUGAGGAUGGAAAAUACGAAUAAUUACAGCGGCGUUGCAUCGACGUCGUCGUCGCCGCCGUUCUCUUUAUUAGUAUUCCCCACGGAGGAGGAAAACAAAGCCUACUCGCGAGCGGCGGCGCUGAAACGCGAAACCGCCGUCCUCGCCUGGCGCGCGAAGCUCGAACGCGAUUUGAGACCAAAAAUAGAGCGCGUGCGAGAAAAAUUCGCGGAUUUGCUCGAGGAAUUACACGCGACCGUCCCAAAUAUGCUCCCAAAAAACGCCUGCUUCUCCGAAAACUUCUUGCAGGUUCAAACGAAUUUUCUCGAGCGACACGUCGCCGAACUCGACCGCAAGCUCUCCUCGCUCGAAUUCGUUCUCGAAAAGACGAAUUUUACCGCCCUGGCGGAAAACGGCCGACGACGAACUCAUACUACUAAUAACGAGAACAACAGUAAAAACGACUGCAGAAACGUCCUGCUGGUUGCCAUAGCCGCCUGGUUUCUAGAACCAAAGUUGCCUUAA
Bathycoccus prasinos is the source of this 531-nucleotide messenger RNA. RefSeq lists its product with no specific name. The coding region runs from base 1 to 531 and encodes 176 amino acids. The transcript has a single exon. Lineage: Eukaryota; Viridiplantae; Chlorophyta; Mamiellophyceae; Mamiellales; Bathycoccaceae. The record is from RefSeq and is a predicted model, not a curated record.